This is a messenger RNA of Brugia pahangi, 1305 nucleotides long. Lineage: Eukaryota; Metazoa; Nematoda; Chromadorea; Rhabditida; Onchocercidae. The record is from the annotation of a GenBank genome assembly.
AUGGAAUCACAUCCUUUUACACCACCAGCUACAACUUUAACAGCUUUAUCCACUUCAGUUCUCGACGUUUCCUUUGAAUCUACUACUGUCUAUUAUUCUGUUGCACCAAUUUCAUAUACUAUUGAUGUAAGCAGUAGUAUCCCAUACCGCGAUGUUAUCACAAGCGAAAACAGUGCACUCAGUCAACAAAUCUCCACAUUUUCUACUAAUGCAUGCUCGAAUGUAAGCGGAAAUGCGGAAGAACGCUACGAUGAUAUUCUAUCGGAUAUUUGCAAUGAAUCAACAGCGGAAAUGUUGCAGUUGCAUCGUAUCUGUAGAGAUUUACAAAUUGACACUGCAGCGCAGCAAUUGUUAUUAUCCCCUACUAAUAUGAAAGUAAACGUUGCGGCACAGCGGUUGCCAUUAUCUUCUCUGCAAACGCAAGUUGUAACACAACAGUUACCAUCAUGUUCUAAGCUACCAGUGAACGUUCCUUCACAAAGUUUGCCAUCAUCCUCUACUGUUCAGUCUAACGUUACGGCACAGCAAUUGCUACUACCUUCUAAUCAACACGAGAAAAUUCCGCCACAGCAGUUGCCAUUAUCUUCUAAUUUACAUGAAAAAACAGAAACUCAGUCGUUAUCAUUGCCUUCUACAAAAUCUUUGCAAGGAACCGAUGAAUUUCAGAAGAAUUUAUCAUCUAUUCAUAAAAUUCGACUGUUACAUGAUCAAGCAACACAUUAUGCUAGAUUAGCACAAGAUGCUUGGGAAGAAGCUAGAGCGAUUGCUUCUUCUUUAAAUAUGCCACCGCCAUCACUACCAGAUGCGGUCGAUUUGAUGACACAUAAUUACUUGAAGUACCGAAAGCAAUGGAAUUCACUAAAAACAGUUGAAGAACGAGAAAAUAUUACACCAAAUUUAUCACAAGCUGGUAAUCUAGAAAAUCCCGUAUCACUAUCUCGCUUUCAAUCGAUUUCCAAAUGGGUGAAGCCAACAAGAAGCACUAGUUCUGUACUGGAUCCCAAUUUCAAUAAAUUACCCACAAAAAUAUCCCGAAUAGAGGAAGAUUUCUGCAGGAACGCUAAUGCAAAAUUAAUGGUAAAUUUAGCUGAAGAAAUGAUCGAUCAGCAGUUACCAACGACAUCGUUGCAACGAACCAACCCUAUGGAAGGAUUACACCUGCCUCACAGGCAGCAAAUACCUGCUGAAUUAAUAAAUCCGAACCUAUCAGACAUCAGACGCAGUUACAAUCUCCAGCGUAUGCAACAACGAUUAAACGCUGCCCUUGCAGUUGGGAAAAAAGUAAAACGAAGUCAAAGAAAAUAA